Amborella trichopoda is the source of this 2093-nucleotide messenger RNA. Its product is annotated as hsp70-Hsp90 organizing protein 1. Gene Ontology annotation, molecular function: Hsp90 protein binding. The record is from RefSeq and is a predicted model, not a curated record. NCBI's taxonomy places the organism in Eukaryota, Viridiplantae, Streptophyta, Magnoliopsida, Amborellales, Amborellaceae.
ACUCCGCUAUAAAAUCCCUUCUCCCAUUCGUUACUGCGAGAAUAUUUGAGAGCGGAAGCCUGCCUAUCUAGGGUUUUGAUUUUUCAGCCAAAACAGCCCGAUCGGAGUUGAGCAAACCAGAAAACGAGAAGAGAGAGGUGUUGGUCAAUGGCCGAGGAGGCAAAAGCAAAGGGAAACUCUGCUUUUUCGGCAGGGAAAUUUAAUGAGGCAGUGCAGUUCUUCUCUGAAGCGAUUGAAUUGGCUCCUUUAAACCAUGUCCUGUACUCCAAUCGCUCUGCUGCUUAUGCAUCUCUUCAUGACUACGAAAGCGCCUUAAAAGAUGCAGAGAAAACAGUUGAAAUCAUGCCCGACUGGUCCAAAGGUUACAGUCGGCUUGGAGCUGCUCAUCUUGGCCUCUCGCACUAUGAAGGUGCGAUUGCUGCUUAUAAGAAAGGCCUUGCUCUUGAUCCAAAUAAUGAAGCCCUAAAAUCAGGCCUUUCUGAUGCUCAGACAGCUCUUCGAAACCCUAAUUCUUCUUCUUCUUCUGCACCUUUUGGUAACAUAUUUCAGGGACCAGGGCUUUGGGCUAAGCUCACUUCUGAUCCCACAACUAGAGGCUAUCUUCAACAACCAGAUUUCUUACGUAUGCUCCAAGAUGUCCAGAGAAACCCUAAUAAUAUUAACAAGCAUUUAUCAGACCCUCGAAUGAUGCAAGUUCUUGGUGUUCUGCUCAAUGCCAAGCUGAGGACAGCAACACCAGAGGAGAUGGAGAGAGAAGUUCCAAUGGAUGAGGUCAAGGAAAAAGCUAGUUCUCCUCCAAAGGAGGAGGUCAAGAGAGAGAGAGAAGAGCCAGAGCCUAUGGAGAUUGUGGAGGAGAGAGAGAAGAAGUUGAGAAAGGACGAGGCUCAAAAGGAGAAGGAGGCUGGGAAUGCAGCGUACAAGAAGAAGGAUUUCGAGACUGCAAUCAAGCAUUACACGAAGGCCAUGGAGAUUGAUGACGAGGACAUAUCCUAUCUCACCAAUAAAGCGGCUGUGUACCUAGAGAUGGGAAAGUAUGAAGAGUGUAUCAAGGACUGUGACAAGGCUGUUGAGAGGGCAAGAGAGCUUCGCUCUGAUUAUAAGAUAAUCGCUAGGGCAUUGACUAGAAAAGGGAGUGCCCUUGUCAAGCUUGCCAAGUGCUCUAAGGACUAUGAGCCAGCUAUUGAGGCUUUUCAAAAAGCCCUUACAGAGCACCGCAAUCCGGAUACAUUGAAAAAGCUUAAUGAAGCAGAGAAAGCAAAGAAGGAUUUAGAGCAACAGGAAUAUUAUGAUCCAAACAUAGCAGAUGAAGAGCGUGAGAAAGGUAACGAGCUCUUCAAGGAGCAAAAAUACCCAGAAGCUGUGAAACAUUACACCGAAGCCUUGAGGAGGAACCCUUGUGAUCCCAAGGUUUACAGUAACAGAGCUGCAUGUUAUACAAAGCUCGGUGCAUUGCCUGAAGGGCUGAAGGAUGCAGAGAAGUGCAUCGAACUCGACCCAUCAUUUCCAAAGGGAUAUUCAAGGAAAGGUGCAAUCCAGUUCUUCAUGAAGGAAUACGACAAAGCAUUGGAGACAUAUCAAGAAGGGCUUAAACAUGACCCCAACAACCAGGAGUUGAUGGAAGGGGUGCAAAGGUGUGUUGAACAAAUCAACAAGGCCAGCAGGGGUGAACUAAGUCCAGAAGAGCUUAAAGAGAGACAGGCAAAGGCUAUGCAAGACCCAGAAAUACAGAAUAUUCUCUCAGAUCCUGUCAUGAGACAGGUACUGAUUGACUUCCAAGAGAACCCUAAGGCAGCACAAGAACAUCUGAAGAACCCUCAAGUGAUGCACAAGAUCCAGAAGCUUGUCACUGCAGGCAUUGUUCAGAUCAGAUAAGCGAGGUAGAGGUGAGGAAGAAAACAAAAAGACAAGGGAUUGUUAUUGGUAAAUUUAAUGGAAAUUUGCUUGCCCCUGUAAUUUUGGUGGAUGGUUAAGUUAUGGAAACUGGCUCCAUUGGAAGAUUUUGUUGGAACUUUUUUUUGUGGUGUCCCAUGAAAAUCUUGAUUGGUUUGUGCAUUCUGUCCUUCAAUAAUUACUCUCUUAUUUGUCGCGAAAAA